Arxiozyma heterogenica is the source of this 1062-nucleotide messenger RNA. It is a transcript of the gene NUS1, whose product is annotated as ditrans,polycis-polyprenyl diphosphate synthase. Gene Ontology annotation, cellular component: endoplasmic reticulum membrane; dehydrodolichyl diphosphate synthase complex. The coding region runs from base 1 to 1062 and encodes 353 amino acids. The record is from RefSeq and is a predicted model, not a curated record. NCBI's taxonomy places the organism in Eukaryota, Fungi, Ascomycota, Saccharomycetes, Saccharomycetales, Saccharomycetaceae. The transcript has a single exon. Gene Ontology annotation, molecular function: ditrans,polycis-polyprenyl diphosphate synthase [(2E,6E)-farnesyl diphosphate specific] activity.
AUGUUACAGCUCGAAGAAAAGACGCGUUCACGGGCGGGUAGAACUGAGGUAACUGAAGGAUCAUCAAGUUAUGAACAUGUACCACCUCCUUCCAAACUAGCAUUUAUGAAGUCUGAUCCGUCUAAUAAAGCGCUAUUACUAAAAUCAAUAUUUGAAUAUAUGUAUAUCAGUGAUGAUGAAGCAGAUAAAAAAAGAACAAAGGAAACUAUUACAUCUUCAGGUGAUUAUAAAAGUAGGAAAAUAGGUUAUUUGGAAUAUAUUUUUUACAAAUGUCUUUUAGUAUUCCUAUUUAUUAUCUAUGGUAUUUACAGAUAUCUUCAAUUAAAAUACAAUUUUUUGAAAUUGAAGAUAUAUAAUAUAUAUUAUAACCCAUCAAACACUCCACAGUUAAUUAGACAAGAUGUGACUCAAUUGAGUAAAAUUCCAAAACGACUUGCAGCAAUAUUGGAGAUUAAGCCUGUUGGUGAUGUUGAUGGAGGCAUUAAUGGUUUAUUGAAUGAUGGAAGUAGACUUGUUUGCUGGACUGUAUCUGCAGGCAUCAAACAUUUGAUGUUAUAUGAUUAUGAUGGACUAUUACAAAGAAAUGUUCAUAAAUUUAGAGAGGAAAUUUAUAAUAAAUUAGUGAAAUAUUAUGGUCCAACUAAUACACCUAAUUUUGCUGUUAAGAUUCCUCAUUCGAAUAAAGUUUAUUAUAAUAACACAGAUGAAUAUGAUAAUAUAGAUACAAAAGUAGUUAUUGAGAUUUCUUUACUAUCUAAUAGGGACGGCCGUGAAACGAUUGUAGACUUGACCAAAACAAUGGCAGAAUUAUGUGCAGCAAAGGAAUUGAAAAUUUCAGAUAUUACUAUGGAUUUAGUGGAUUCUGAAUUGACUCAAUUAGUUGGUCAUGAACCGGAUUUGUUAUUGUAUUUUGGUCCCAGUUUAGAUUUACAAGGUUUUCCACCUUGGCAUAUCCGUUUAACUGAAUUUUAUUGGGAACCAGAUAAUAAUGCGGUGACAUAUUCAAUAUUCAUUAGAGGUUUAAAAAAUUAUGCAGGGGCCAAAAUGAAUGUUGGUAAAUAA